Messenger RNA from Mycotypha africana, 889 nucleotides. RefSeq lists its product as uncharacterized. The record is from RefSeq and is a predicted model, not a curated record. Bases 150 to 467 code for a protein of 105 amino acids. Lineage: Eukaryota; Fungi; Mucoromycota; Mucoromycetes; Mucorales; Mycotyphaceae. The transcript has a single exon.
ACCAAUAAGAGACUAAGUUUAUACUCAUCGAUUUACAACUGUUACCAGUUUUAUUCAAGUAAACACCACAAACUGACUACAUCUUUUCAUCCUCUAACGCUUUUAGCUGUUGGUGACGCUCGUUUGAACCUUUCUGCGACAUUCUUCACAUGCCUGCUACAAUUUUCAAACUCUUUGAUUUGCUUAGCUUUAGUGUAUGGAUUGAACUCGGCAUCAACGGCAAUGUUGUCAUCCCAGUUAGUGACCGUGUAUAUCUCCACCACAACAGCAUGCUCAGGGAGGCUCAACUGGUGACGUUUAUGAUUCUGUAUAACUCGGUCAUCAAGGAGAGCAAACCGUGGAUACCAUUGCAGACAGUUGUGGAACAGCUGAAGAAGGAAUUCAACAAGUCAUCGCAGGUCUUUAUUUGCAGAUUUGCAUUUGUUACACCUUGUCAGCGUGUAAUGACUGUGGCUAUGGCGAGAUGAUACGAAGAGCCAAUUAACAGAGAAGAACUAUGCGGUUGAUAUUAUCAAAGUAUCUGAAUAACUUUAUUACAACGGAAUCGCUGGAUGAGCACUUUAAAUUAUGGAAAAUUUAUCUAUAUUCAAUGAAAUGUAGCGGCGCAAAAGAAACAGAUAAAAACACUAAGCUGUAUCAACUUCAGAUGUGGGCUAUACUUAUAUUAAGUAAGGUGAAACCUCUCUAAUGAUUUAUUCACCUAGAGAUGUCAUAACACUUUCUCAAUUCGCUUUACAUGUCGUCGUAUUCCAUCAAAUAACACUUUGUAUACCGUCUAUUUUCAUAUACCAGGCAAUAACAAAAUAAAGUACUCAAUGAGCAUAUCAGAUUGGCCCUUUAAAUGGCGCGCAAUCAUAGAUGAUGAGAUACGUAAAUAAAAUUUUUCAAG